UUCAGAUACAGAGUGCACCAUCCCAGAGCAGCUAUUCCUAGCCAAGCACGGUCAGGGGCUAUUUCCUGUCUGGAGGGCCUGAAGACAUUGACAUAGAAGAUGUGUGAGGAAGAAGACAGCACUGCCCUUGUUUGUGACAAUGGGUCAGGGCUCUGUAAAGCUGGAUUUGCUGGGGAUGAUGCUCCAAGAGCAGUUUUCCCUUCCAUUGUGGGUCGCCCCAGGCACCAGGGUGUGAUGGUUGGUAUGGGUCAAAAAGACAGCUAUGUAGGUGACGAGGCUCAAAGUAAGAGAGGAAUCCUGACCUUGAAAUACCCCAUAGAACAUGGCAUCAUCACAAACUGGGAUGACAUGGAAAAGAUCUGGCAUCACUCUUUCUAUAAUGAGCUCCGUGUUGCACCUGAGGAACAUCCCACUCUGCUUACUGAAGCACCACUGAAUCCCAAGGCCAACCGAGAGAAAAUGACACAGAUUAUGUUUGAGACUUUCAAUGUGCCAGCCAUGUACGUAGCUAUUCAAGCUGUGCUGUCCCUCUACGCUUCUGGCCGUACCACAGGGAUUGUGCUGGACUCCGGGGAUGGUGUCACUCACAACGUGCCAAUCUAUGAAGGCUACGCCUUGCCUCACGCCAUCAUGCGCCUGGAUCUGGCUGGCAGGGACCUCACAGACUACCUCAUGAAAAUCCUGACAGAGCGUGGCUACUCCUUUGUGACCACUGCCGAGCGUGAAAUUGUCCGUGACAUCAAGGAGAAACUGUGCUAUGUGGCUCUGGACUUUGAAAAUGAGAUGGCCACUGCUGCCUCUUCCUCCUCUCUGGAAAAAAGCUAUGAGCUUCCUGAUGGUCAAGUGAUCACCAUCGGAAAUGAACGUUUCCGCUGCCCAGAGACCCUCUUCCAACCAUCUUUCAUUGGCAUGGAGUCUGCUGGCAUUCACGAAACCACUUACAACAGCAUCAUGAAGUGUGACAUAGACAUCAGAAAGGAUCUUUAUGCUAACAACGUGCUCUCUGGAGGCACCACAAUGUACCCGGGUAUUGCAGACAGGAUGCAGAAGGAAAUAACUGCCCUGGCUCCCAGCACUAUGAAGAUCAAGAUCAUUGCUCCUCCUGAACGUAAGUACUCCGUAUGGAUUGGAGGCUCUAUUCUUGCCUCCCUGUCUACUUUCCAGCAGAUGUGGAUAAGCAAACAGGAGUAUGAUGAAGCUGGCCCAUCCAUUGUUCACCGCAAAUGCUUUUAAAUUGCUUUACCUUUAUAUGUCUCCUUAGUUUAUCACUGUGAUCAUAUUCAGGAAAAUACAGCUUAUAAUUUCAUUCCAUAAAUCCUUCAUCAUAAUGACUCUAAUUAAUUGGAUACUAUGUAUUUUUUUUCGGAAUAAAUUGUUAAUUCAAUCAAGCAAAACCCCAAACCAUUUCUGGAGGUGCCUUUCCCGCUGGUGUGACGCGCCACCUUGUGACAUAAUUUUUUUACUACACUGUAGCAGGCUUAGUAGAAAAAGCAGUACCUUUUGUUGAAUGAUAUGUACCAAUGCUAGAAAAUGAUCAAAUAUCAAGCUGCACGUUGUCAAAGUUUAGCCUCAGUAAACAUUUUAGUCUGCAAACAGAACUAUUCUUGAUUUUUUUCAAAGUUCUGGGCCAUAGCAAAGAAGUAUAGCAUCUGUUUGAUACCAGGAUGAGCAUGUGCAUUCUGCUUUGCAUCUGCUCUAUCCAGAAAUAUUAUCUAUCCACAUCACUUCUUAAUUCACGGCUUCCAUGCUCAAAAAGCUGAUUUUUUUAGUGUGUGUCCCAGCUGUAUGAGGCAUAUUGCAAAAUUCUGAGUGUUUUCUUUAAAGAAAUGAAACCUGUUCCUUUGGGAGCAUAGCUAAACACUGGUAUUGGAUUGAACAUGUGACUUUCCUAUCAUAUGCCCUCAGGAUCAGUGCAGCCUCUUAUUUUUAUGCUGUAAUUUUGGGCAAGGUUUAAAGAGUAAUUAAGAUGUCCUAAAACACUUUCUCUUCAAAACAAUUUUUUGGAGGGAGAAUUAAUGUAAUCAAAGUAAUUAAAAUUAUUUAGAAAAUUUUAUUUUUCAGAUUGCAUUUAUAGUCUUAAUAAAUCAAAACCAUACUCAAUUUAGAGGCAUAUGUAUAAAAGAACCUGGGGCCAGUAAUACUGUCUGAAAAGUAUAUAUAGGAAUAAAGAAUUAACUGAGACAGACCUGGAAAGGUCCACUCUGAGGAACUUGCUGUUAUGUAUAAUUCAUUAGAGUUCCAGAUAAAGGAUGCUAUUUAUUUUUGUUACCUAAAGUCCUGUCUAAAUUCAAUAGUUUACCUCACUUGCCUGUGAUUUGUUAUCUUUCCAACUGUAAGCUCUUUGCAAUAGCACCAGUUAUUUACCAUGUCUGUGUAACCUCUGGGUUCCAGAUCUUGUGCAGCUUCUGACUGUUAGAACAUGUUCCACAUUUUUUAUACUAAUCUUCUUAUUUAAAGUAUAGUUCAACUAGGUUCCUGGAACAGGUACUUAAUAAACUCUUGUAAGAACAAA
Calypte anna (Anna's hummingbird) is the source of this 2512-nucleotide messenger RNA. RefSeq names its product actin alpha 2, smooth muscle (gene ACTA2). The record is from RefSeq and is a predicted model, not a curated record. NCBI's taxonomy places the organism in Eukaryota, Metazoa, Chordata, Aves, Apodiformes, Trochilidae.